GAUACUUCCUCCGAUGGCGACAACCGGUACUAUUGUUUCCGAGCCACCCUGUACCAACGCUGCUUCUGGCGUGUUGUUAAUGUUUUGAAAAAAGGAGCAGCGAUUUACCACCGUCUAUCGGAACACGGAAUCAGGCUUCCGCGAAUCGUACGAUCAUAUCCAGCACCGCUUCAAACACAGUCAUACUGCCAGUGCAUCGUGAACAAUGGUCACAAUAGGCGAGGCGUUCACGCCGACCGAAGGGAUAAUCUAUUCCGCGUCGGACGUGAAGCUGAAGAUGGGCCUUAAUUUGAUUCCCUCGCCGGGAAUGUUGCAUUUGACUGAAAGUUCGUGCAUAUGGAGCUGUGAGGAACGGAAUGCGAGCAUCAGCAUUCCAUGGCCCCGGGUGGGAGCACACGCCAUUUCGUCGGUACCGGGCGAAGGCAUCUUCCUGAUGGUGGAUGUAAACAUCGUCUGGCCCGGUUUCUACACCGGCUACCCGGAGAACAAUGGCGAUGCGCAUCCGGACGAGCUGGGCGAGGAGAACGACGAAGGGCACGAUUCGGAGAUAUCGGAUGGAGCAAUUACGGAAAUGUGGCUCCAGCCGGCAAGCAGGGAGAUUGUGGAUCAAAUCUUCAGUGCCAUGCGAGAGUGUCAGAUUUUGAAUCCGGGGUCGGAUGUGAGCGAGGACGAAGACUACAUGGAAGCGGAAGAGGAUGAGCUGGAGGAGGUAGAGGAUAUGCGAAACCUGCAGCUGGAUGAUGAAGAUAAAUUUGCUGACGCUGAGGAAUAACAACCCCGAACGGAUCGGAAGGGUAACACCACACGAAUCUUAAUUGAAUUGAAUGGCUAGGUGCAGGAUGUGUAGGCAUCCGGAGCUAGGCCUGCAGCGAAAGAUGGAUGAAAAAAACGAAAGGAAAUGAACAAAAAACCCGCUCGUUUAUGCCCCUGUUCGUUCGAGUUGCCAUGUUUUGGAUCAUCAUCGCGAGUCGUGUCUCAACAUUUACUAUUAUUACACAUUCUUAGCCAGAGAUGCUCUGAGCGCGCUAUACUAGAAUUAUACGGAUUUGCUAAAAUCAUGUUGGUGAUAAGUUGAAUUAAAUAAAAAGGUAACAAAAAUCAUAUCCUUCGAUUGGUGGAUAGUUUCCGA
Anopheles stephensi (Asian malaria mosquito) is the source of this 1129-nucleotide messenger RNA. It is a transcript of the gene icln, whose product is annotated as methylosome subunit pICln. The transcript has 3 exons. Bases 206 to 772 code for a protein of 188 amino acids. The record is from RefSeq and is a predicted model, not a curated record. Gene Ontology annotation, cellular component: spliceosomal complex; cytosol. Gene Ontology annotation, biological process: mRNA cis splicing, via spliceosome. Lineage: Eukaryota; Metazoa; Arthropoda; Insecta; Diptera; Culicidae.